Molecule: messenger RNA, 1200 nt
Organism: Colius striatus (speckled mousebird)
Lineage: Eukaryota; Metazoa; Chordata; Aves; Coliiformes; Coliidae
Gene: TMEFF1
Product: transmembrane protein with EGF like and two follistatin like domains 1
Exons: 10
Coding region: 1-1200 (399 amino acids)
Molecular function (GO): protein binding
Source: RefSeq, a predicted model, not a curated record
AUGCUGCGGGCCUGCCGCCGCCGCCGCCAUCCCGCUGCCGCCGGCGCUGCUCCUCAGCCGCCCCUCGCUAUGCUGGCAGAGAGUCCAGCCACCCCCCGGCCGCUCCUGCGAGCGGGACCCCCCCUGGCGCUGUGCUACACCUCGGCCCUCCUGGUGCUCGCCCUCUCCGCGCUGCCCGCCGGCCGCGCCUCCCACCCGCUGCCCGGCGCCGAGUGCCAGGGCGGCGGCAAGGGGAAAGGCAUCAACUGCUCAGAGUUAAAUGUAAGGGAAUCUGACGUAAGAGUGUGUGAUGAAUCGUCAUGUAAAUACGGAGGAGUGUGCAUGGAAGAGGGCGAUGGCAUGAAAUGUGCGUGUCAGUUCCAGUGUCACACAAACUAUAUUCCCGUUUGUGGAUCAAAUGGAGACACUUACCAAAAUGAAUGUUUUCUCAGGAGAGCUGCUUGUAAGCAUCAGAAAGACAUAAAGGUGGUAUCAAGAGGACCAUGUUAUUCUGAUAAUGGCUCUGGGUCAGGAGAAGGAGAGUAUGAAGGAUCUGGGACAGAAGUUCAGAGAAAACACUCAAAAUGUGGAGUUUGCAAAUAUAGGGCUGAGUGUGAUGAAGAUGCAGAAAAUGUUGGGUGUGUGUGUAAUAUAGACUGCAGUGGAUACAGUUUUAAUCCUGUAUGUGCUUCUGAUGGAAGUUCCUAUAACAAUCCAUGCUUUGUUAGAGAAGCAUCAUGUCUAAGGCAAGAGCAGAUUGACAUCAGGCAUCUUGGACACUGCUCAGAAACAGACGACACAAACGCCAUUGGGAAGAAAGACGAUGGUAUGCAAUAUCGACCAGAGGUGAAAGAUGCCAGUGAUCAAAGAGAAGACAUUUACAUUGGAAACCACAUACCUUGUUCAGAAAGCUUCAACGGCUACUGUAUACAUGGAAAAUGUGAAUUCAUUUAUUCCACUCAGAAGGCUUCCUGCCGGUGUGAAUCAGGAUACACUGGACAGCACUGUGAAAAGACAGACUUUAGUAUUCUUUAUGUUGUCCCAAGUAGGCAAAAGCUUACGCAUGUCCUUAUUGCAGCAAUAAUUGGAGCUGUACAGAUUGCCAUUAUAGUUGCAAUUGUUAUGUGCAUAACAAGAAAAUGCCCCAAAAACAAUAGAGGACGUCGGCAGAAGCAAAACCUAGGCCAUUUUACUUCAGAUACAUCAUCCAGAAUGGUUUAA